This is a messenger RNA of Moneuplotes crassus, 2449 nucleotides long. NCBI's taxonomy places the organism in Eukaryota, Ciliophora, Spirotrichea, Euplotida, Euplotidae. The record is from the annotation of a GenBank genome assembly.
UUUAAAAUGAAUUCUGGAAAGACUCCAGAGAGUGGCUUCAUAGGUCAAAGACGCAGACUUCCAAGAGGAAGAGACGAUGAUGAUGACGAUUUUGGUAGAGACAGAGGGAAUAAUGCAUCUGGGUUUAUUGGAUCAAGCAAUGCGAGGCUUGGAAGAGAUGAAACUGGAUUUGAAGGACUGGAAGGUAGGCAUGAAGACCCGAGAGAUUUCGCACCCAUUGGUAACUCUUACCCAAAUGAGAGGGGAAAUGGUUCUAGAGAUAGCCUCUCUUUUGAAAAUUCUCAUAAAAAGCGAGCUAAGCCCGCACAGAAGACUGAAAAGCCUCUGACCCAUAUUGAUCGAAACACUGUAGGAAAAGUUGUAGAACUGAAAGAUAAAUAUCAGAGGCUUAAAGAUAGGUCAAAUGAUAAGGAUAAAGAGAUGAAGAUUACCGAUAUGAAAAUUGAUGCACUUGCUGAAAGGAUUAGAGAAAUUGAUAAAAAGAAAGCUGAAUUUAAAGACCAGUUGUUCGAAGAGAAAAAGAAAAAUAAUUUACUAAAGAAAAGGCUCGAUUUGAACGAGCAAGAGAAACUUGACCUUGAACAACAACUUGAAACUGGUAUUAAGCCAAAUAGGAAAGGAAAGAAAGGCAAAGGAAUCUUCGGAAAUGUAGAUAUAGAGGGUCACCAACAAAUGCUAGAGGAAAGAAGAAGGAAAGAGAGAGAGGAGAUGAGACGACAGCUCUUUGCAGGUGUUGAUUUCCUUGGAGGCGGACAACUUAAGGUAAACCAAAGUACCUCAAGGAAAUGCUGGGAGACAGUAAGGUACAAAGUUUUAAACUUCUUUGAUACAAUAACGCCUCACAAAACAGAUUUAAAAUAUAUAUCUGCGAAAUAUGAUAAGGCAACAACUGCAUUCUUUCAGUUUUAUAGAUUUGUGGUGGCAUUCUCUAUAAUACUCUUUGUCUUCUUUCUCCUGAUACUGACUCUGCACACCAUGGAUUAUUAUGCAAACAAUAGCUUCACUAGCCCAGAAUACUGUAACAAUAUUCCUUGAUAUUUCUAUUACUCAAGGUUUGAUGACAAAUUUGAUUUUAUAUACGCUCUAUCGUAUCUGGUCUUCGGAGCAGUCGGCCUCACAAUUUGUAUAAUCCAGUGGACUUCCUUCAGUCUCAAAAACAUGCGCUCUAAGAUUUACACCAAUGAGGAUAUUCUAUUCAGCAAGAUGUUCUUCAAUGCUUGGAACUGGAAUGUGUACACUCAUGAGGACUACUUUGAGGCUAUAAGUUACAUUAAGAAUGAAACCUCUACUACUAUUUAUGAAGACAUUAUUCGUGAGAAGGUGAAGAACAGGACCAAAGAGCAAAAAUUUGACCUGGUGAUCCGUCGGAUGAUCUUCAUCACUCUCAAUGUGAUCCUGAUCAUCGCUGGAGUUGGAGCUAUAUUUGCAGCCAAUCUUUUUAACAAUGAUAUUCAGAAUAGCAUCAGCGGGCCUUCAUAUGCGACUGCAUUGAUCCCUUCAUUAAUAGUUUCCUUUGUGAAUGGAAUUGUACCAGCAAUGACAAAGAGAAUCACUGCUUGUGAGAAAUAUGAUUUUGCAAAUACCUUACUGAAACAACAAAUUUGGAGAAUGUUCGCUAUUAGGAUCUUGAAUUUGACAAUUUUUAUGCUGCUGAAUAGAGAAUUAGCAUUUAAUGACGGUAUAUUUGCAUCUUCACCUAUCAUUGAAUUCGAUACAGAGGUGUACGACUGAAGAGAAGACCAGGCUGCCAGUAAUUUAGCAAGACUCAUGUUCACUGAGUAUAUAGUUAAACUGAUAUCCGCCUUUGGCUGGAUGAGUCUUAACUUUUGCAAAGGAGGAUGUGGUGCAAAAAGAGGGUGGAGAGCUGAGUUUCCUGUUUCAGAAGAGGUCGUGUGGUUGCUGUAUUUCCAAGCAGUGGUAUGGUCAGCUCUACUUUGGAACCCCUUUGUAGCACUCAUUUAUCCUCUUAUGUUCUAUUGCAUGUUUAAAUUUAUUUACUUCAAGAUCUCAUGGCUUCAGAAAAAGCCUUUAAAGAGUACUAAUGCUCAAGAUCUGGGUAACUACAUCAUGACUUUCCUGAAUGUUUCCUUUGUCCUGAUGUUUGUUUUUAUUGGAUUUUUAUUAUCAGACAAGCUUUCACAUAGCACAUAUGACUCAACAAAGCAAUGAGGCCCUUUUGCCAAUAAUAAAGCUUGGAGGGAGUCAUUUGGAAGUGAUGCAGACAAUGUCUAUUCUGAUUACUACCCUAUCCUCUGGCUAAUCUUUAUUAUCGUAAUCUGAGUCUACUUCCUCAAGAGAAACACCUCUAUUAUAGUCAGAGAUUAUUCAAAAGAGAAAGAUAAAGAGUAUAAAUUAACUCUUAGCAAUCUGGAAAGAAGCAUUGCUAGGAUUAAGAAUAAGAUUGAGCUCAAGAAAAUGGUAGAACAGACAUAGUAUUAAUCCCAAUAUU